CUCCAACUGGCGUUGUGUUCAGCAACACGGUGUACGAGUGGAAUUCGAUUGACAUUAACACCAACCAAUGGCCGCACGAAAUCAAACAGCUAUGGCGACAGUGGUUCGUCUGCUGAUUUGCAACCCGCCGAAACAUUAUCGGGGAAGAAGGAGGCCUUCGUUCGGCUGGAGAUGGACUGUUCCAGGAUCAGUGCCGUUUAAAUAGGACUUUAACAGUAGCGCGUGUCAACCAGACAUAUUUUUGAACACACUGCAAUAAAAGCCCUAUAAAUGACUGUUCCAGUUACUAUCAUUUUAGAAGAGGCAAAAAUACUUAAAACUACUUUGUCAAGCAAAACUUUGUUUGUCCCUAUAUACUUUGCAAAUGGAUCCAUCUUCUGGAAUGCACAUGCCUGAUGGUCCGCCAAACAGUGAGGUGGUUCAUUUGACUGUUGGGAAUCCUAUCAUAACUAUGUAUCAGGCUCGGCCACAGGCCCCCAAUAUUGCACAGAUUAUUGCACAACAAGUUAUACCACAAGAUGUCACAUGUCAAACUGUACCACAUACAAUUACUUCACAAGUUCAGAUAGCAUCACAAGUUCAGGCUUCUAUGCAUGGCCAUGGUCAAGGACGGGGUCAGUCUCAAAGCCAUGGCCAGUCACAGAGUCAUGUACAAUCUCAAAGCCAUGGCCAGUCGCAGAGUCAUGUGCAAUCUCAAAGCCAUGGCCAGUCACAGAGUCAUGUGCAAUCUCAAAGCCAUGGCCAGUCGCAGAGUCAUGUGCAAUCUCAAAGCCAUGGCCAGUCGCAGAGUCACAUGCAGCCUCAGAAUCAUGGACAGUCACAAAGUCACAUGCAGUCUCAAAGUCAUGGACAAUCACAAAGUCACUUGCAGUCUCAAAACCAUGGGCCACCACAAGUCCAUGUUUCACAAGGUUCAUCACAAAGCGAGAAUGUUGCAGCAUCUCAGGAUGGUGCCAGAUCAUCACUACAGGUCCCCUUUGCAGAGGUUGCUUCUCUGCUCGAUCCAAACAUGAAGAGUUCAAAAGCCAGAAAGUACCAAAUCUAUUAUGAGGAAGUAAAACGGAGGUUGGAGCCCCCUGAGAAGAUGUCACUUAGAUCUCUGGCUGCCUACACUAGAGUGAGUAGGGGUCCAGCCAGUAAAAAAACCCUCCUGGAAUCACUGAAUGUGUUUGGCUUGUCACCAAGCACCAACACAGCAGUGUCUAGUACUUUCUCCAAACUCACCGAGGGUGACACCGCAGCACUGUGUAAAGAUAUGAAGGACUUUGCCUUACAGUAUGUGGAUUAUGAAAAUAUGGCAAAACAGUUACUGCCAGAGACAAACCAGGUUCAGCACUGGUCAAAAAUUAUUGAGACAAGGAAUUAUCUGGAAGAGAUGCGGAAGGUUUUCAAAGACCCUAUUAACAGCCGCCUGUUCUCUAACGUCACACAUGGCCUCGGAAAUGGAGUGAUGGAUGUUGCGCUUGACAUCAUUGAUACCGUCAUUGACCGGCAGAUCCGCAUCCUCUCAGGGAACACCGAUCCCAAACCCGAGCCACCUCUCAGGAGGAUCCGAAAACGCACACGCAAACCCAAGGCUGCUGUGGAGGAUGGCAAACCCAAAGAGAAGGCCAAAAGAGGCAGGAAGAAAGGCAAACAGAUGCGAUUGGACACUGUUGACCCACAGGUUCCACAGUCUACAGACAUUGAGAGUAGUGUACUGACUCUGGUGUCUGUGGGAUAUGAGACCAUAUCGAGUGGCCUCAGUACCACCAGCACUUUAUAGUAGUGCUGUGAAAUUGGGUGCAUGCUGAGUGUUGACUUAAAGCACAUUUAGCUUUAUAUUUUUUAGAUUUUGUUUAAAUGUCUUCAUCUACAUGUUCUGUAUUCUUACUUGGUGUCUAAACAUUUUCAUUAAGGAAGGGUGUGUGGUUUAUAUAAUCCAAGACGUUUUAAUAAGAAAAGGCUUUUUUAUAUGUAUUAUUUGUAGAUUUCUCAUGUUUUGCUUUUAACGAAGAACAAGUGUAUACAAAUAGGAUCUGUAAUCCUGAAAGAACUGAUGUUUUGUGAAGUGCAGCGCAUGAUUCAUAUGAAUAAAAAAAAUCUUUGAAAUGUAA
Messenger RNA from Tachysurus vachellii, 2096 nucleotides. RefSeq lists its product as uncharacterized. The transcript has 4 exons. Bases 365 to 1765 code for a protein of 466 amino acids. NCBI's taxonomy places the organism in Eukaryota, Metazoa, Chordata, Actinopteri, Siluriformes, Bagridae. The record is from RefSeq and is a predicted model, not a curated record.